Molecule: messenger RNA, 2731 nt
Organism: Pseudoliparis swirei
Lineage: Eukaryota; Metazoa; Chordata; Actinopteri; Perciformes; Liparidae
Product: zinc finger protein 287-like
Exons: 2
Coding region: 892-2433 (513 amino acids)
Biological process (GO): regulation of transcription by RNA polymerase II
Molecular function (GO): RNA polymerase II cis-regulatory region sequence-specific DNA binding; DNA-binding transcription factor activity, RNA polymerase II-specific
Source: RefSeq, a predicted model, not a curated record
CUAGUGAAAAUGUAGUCAAGGUGGUUGCCGGCUUUGUGAGUAGGAGGGGAGGGACUGAGUGAGGUUAAAGGAAGACAGUAAGAGUAACAGGUCACAUGACUUCUCUGUCUGGAUGUUCAAGUCACCCAGAAGGAUGAGCGGGGGGCCGUGUUCCGAGAAGUUCGACACGAGGACGUCUAGCUCUUCCAAGAAAUCUCGCAAAGAACCAGGGGGACGGUAGAGAACAACAAUGUGUAGUUGAACCGGAUGAGUAACCAUCACAGCAUGGAACUCAAAAGUCAGUGGGAUAAAAAGUGGAAGCGGGUAGAGAGAGAAACACCAUUUGGGUGAGAUGAGUAAACCUGUAGCUCCACCCCGACCAGAGGGUCUGGGUGUGUGGCUGAAGGAGAAGGCAGAGGAGACGUGUGAUCCAGGUCUCAGUGAGAGCCAAGAAGUCAAGUGACUGCUCCAUAACGAAGCCAGAGAUGAAAUGGGCCUUGCGGUUGGCUGACUGACAGUUCCAGAGGCCUCCUGUGACAAGGUGCUGGGUGUGAGUAGAACGGGUAGGAAAGAUGUUUCUUUAUAACUUUAAACUGUCGGAAACAAUUCUGGAGGAAGUAUUCACAUCAUGUACUGAGGUAGAGUUACAGGUACUGUACUGCAGUAUGUAAACACGUUCAUACUUUUUAUUAUGAUACAUCACAAAGGUACAUAUUGUACUUUUUACUGUAGGCUACUACACCUCAGAGGUACAUGGUGUACUUUUCAGAUGACCGUUUUUCUUCCUUUUUCUGUGUCAUGACUUAUUGAUUUCACUUCUGAUUUUAUUUUGUUCAGGUUCUCCCAAAAGAAACCUGUCCUCACUCAUUGAUAAACCUCUUGAAUAUUACAGUUCAAUAUGAGAUUCUUAAGAUGUAUACAUGUAUUGUAUUAUUCUGCACAGACGUCCAGCAGCUGUUGGUGACUAAACCAGAGGUUCCCUCUGAGCAGCAUGACUGGAGCUCCAGUCUGGACCAGGAAGACCCAGAGCCCCCACACAUUAAAGAAGACCAGGAGGACCCAGAGCCCCCACACAUUAAAGAAGACUUGGAGGACCCAGAGCCCCCACACAUUAAAGAAGACCAGGAAGACCCAGAGCCCCCACACAUUAAAGAAGACUUGGAGGACCCAGAGCCCCCACACAUUAAAGAAGACCAGGAGGACCCAGAGCCCCCACACAUUAAAGAGGAACUGGAGGACCAGGAGGACCCAGGGCCCCCACACAUUAAAGAAGACCAGGAGGACCCAGAGCCCCCACACAUUAAAGAAGACUUGGAGGACCCAGAGCCCCCACACAUUAAAGAGGAACUGGAGGACCAGGAGGACCCAGGGCCCCCACACAUUAAAGAAGACCAGGAGGACCCAGAGCCCCCACACAUUAAAGAGGAACUGGAGGACCAGGAGGACCCAGGGCCCCCACAUAUUAAAGAGGAACAGGAGGAACUUGGGAUCAGUCAGGAAGGAGUGCAGCUUCAAGCGCUGGAGGAGGCUGGUAUCAAGUUCCCAUUUGCUCAGUUCUCAAAGUCCACUAAAAAAAAAAAACAUUUGAAAACAGAAAGAGAUGGUGAGGAAGACGGAUCCAGAUCAGAUCCAGAUAGUCCUUUACAACCGACUGCUGAUCAGACUUCCCAAUCCUCUGAAUGUGAGACUGAUAACAGUGAUGAUUGGAAGGAGACUCAGAAACCUCUGUCACAUUUAAACCCUUUGCAAAACAAUGCAGUCCUUGAAAGUGACGUGGACUGUAAUACUGGAAAAACAUCAAUUAGCUCCUCUGGAAGCUUUGGCCACAAGAGACACUCUGGAGUCAAAACAGGAGAGAAACUAUUCAGUUGUUCAGUUUGUGGUAAAACAUUCAGACAAGCGCACAAUCUGAAACGACACUCAACUGUCCACACUGGAGAGAAACUAUUCAGUUGUUCAGUUUGUGGUAAAACAUUCAGACUAGCGAACAGUCUGAAACUACACUCAACUGUCCACACUGGAGAGAAACUAUUCAGUUGUUCAGUUUGUGGUAAAACAUUCAGACUAGCGAACAGUCUGAAACUACACUCAACUGUCCACACUGGAGAGAAACUAUUCAGUUGUUCAAUUUGUGGUAAAACAUUCAGACAAGCGCACAGUCUGAAACUACACUCAACUGUCCACACUGGAGAGAAACUAUUCAGUUGUUCAGUUUGUGGUAAAACAUUCAGACUAGCGCACAAUCUGAAAGAACACUCAACUGUCCACACUGGAGAGAAACUAUUCAGUUGUUCAGUUUGUGGUAAAACAUUCAGACAAGCGCAGAGUCUGAAACUACACUCAACUGUCCACACUGGAGAGAAACUAUUCAGUUGUUCAGUUUGUGGUAAAACAUUCAGACUAGCAAGCAAUCUGAAACUACACUCAACUGUCCACACUGGAAAAACAAAUUAGUGGUACAUUUUUCUUUAAAGAAUUCUCUUCUCUGUGAUUUAAGAAAAUCACUAUUGAUAAGAUCAUCAGAAAUAAAUGAGACAUGGUUAAAUACUUAAAAACCGGAGGGUUGAAUAAAUAAGUUCAUUCAGCUACGUUGUUGUUGUUCAUGAUAAGGUUGAAGAAGUUUUCUCUGCCAGUCUUGACCCAAUAUGAGUGAACACUGAGUGUUUUAUGAGUUCAAAGUCUGUGACAUCACAGUCGAGGGUUACGCAGGUGUGUGUGUCUGUCGAUUAUUUAAAAAAAUUACUGAACUGAA